Messenger RNA from Photinus pyralis (common eastern firefly), 2701 nucleotides. It is a transcript of the gene Trim9, whose product is annotated as E3 ubiquitin-protein ligase TRIM9. Bases 113 to 2182 code for a protein of 689 amino acids. Lineage: Eukaryota; Metazoa; Arthropoda; Insecta; Coleoptera; Lampyridae. Gene Ontology annotation, molecular function: protein binding; zinc ion binding. The transcript has 9 exons. The record is from RefSeq and is a predicted model, not a curated record.
CGUUCGUUUACUACAAAUCGCAGCUGCCUCGUACGUACAGUACGGAUUCGUUUGACAUGUUGUCGUCCGAGUGUAGUCGCUGGUUCCGUCUUUUCCUAGUUUCUAUGAUAUAAUGGAGGAAGAGCUCCGUUGCAUUUCCUGUAAACAAUUUUAUAAUAAUCCGGUCCUAUUGCCGUGCUAUCAUUCAUUGUGCUUAAAUUGUGCGGUUCAACUGCAACAACCCGCUCAAAAUGGUGCGAACGGCGCGAGUUCGUCAACCGCCUCGGAGAAUGCGGAAAGCCUAGCAUCGGGCAGCUCUGGCGACUAUCAGGAGAGCGAUAAACUAUCAAUUUUAAGUGAAACGGACAGCGGGGUCGUCUGCACCUCCAGACCCAACAGUUACGUCGGUACCCCGAAUGGUCUAUUAUUUCCUAGCGCUGUCUCGUUAGCCUGCCCGAUUUGUCACAAAUUGGUCUACUUCGAUGAGAACGGCGCCUACAACCUGCCUAAAUAUCGUAUCAUGCAAACCAUUGUCGAUAAAUAUAGCGAAACCCGUAACUUAACAUUAAAAUGUCAGAUGUGCGAAAACGAACCGGUGCAAGAUGCGACUGUCAUGUGCGAACAAUGCGAGGUACUUUAUUGUGACGCCUGCCGCGAAUCCUGCCAUCCCCUACGGGGUCCGUUAGCCAAACAUAUACUCGUGGAACCGAAACGGGGGCAAAGCAUGUGCUUUAAGGGCAAAGAUGGGAGAUGUCCCGAACACGAAACCGAAAUUAUAUCUAUGUAUUGUCUCGUAUGUAAGGUCGGCGUUUGCGCCGUGUGUUUGAUGGAUUCAAGACACACUUCUCACGAUGUUCAGGCGAUUGCUAUGAUGUGUAGGGCACAAAAGACUGAGUUGUCACACAAUCUCCAACAGUUAUCAGAGCGAGCAAAAUCAACCACUGAAUUUAUACAACGUUUGAAAGGGAUGAGUGAUAAAGUGAAUGAGAACUGUUUGGAGUUUGAGCUUUUAGUUUCCGCCCAAUGUGACGCGUUAAUAGAAUCCAUACGUCAGCGACAAGCGCAACUUUUGGAAUGUAUUCAUCAAGAUAAGGAUUUGCGAGUGCGCGCGCUUAAAGAUCAAGUUGCAACCUGCACGUCUCGAUUACAACAAACUACCGCACUGCUGCAGUUCUGCAUAGAAGCAUUAAAGGAAACGGACAACAUGUCAUUUUUACAAGUCGGUUCGAUGUUAAUAAACAGGGUCACUACAACCGAUCACUCGUGGCAUAAGGAAUGGUCCGCACCGAGAGUCUCCCCUCAUUUUGAUCUCACCUUGGAUGAUAAAUCAGUUCUGAAAGCUAUUGAGCAAUUGAAUUUCAUUCAAAUGAAGCCUUACAAAGAUGGAGAGGAAAGAGUACCAGCAGCCCCUACUGCACCGACUAUAAUUCCGGAGGAAUGUAGUGCGGAAAACAACUCUGUCACUGUAGCUUGGCAACCACCAUCCCAUAGUCAUGUUGAAGGUUACGUUUUAGAACUAGAUGAUGGGAAUGGAGGGGAAUUUAGGGAAGUAUAUUGCGGUGUCGAAACAAUUUGCACUGUAGAUGGCCUACAUUUUCAUAGCAUGUAUAAUGCAAGGGUGAAAGCAUUUAAUAGUUCAGGCGAAGGGGAAUAUAGUGAAUUAAUUGGACUUCAAACAGCUGAAGUUGCAUGGUUCACUUUCGAUUCCGUUCUGUCCGGAUCGGGUUUACACUACUCCGAAGAUAAUGUGCAGGUAACAGGAGAGGGUUGGGAGCAUCGUGUAGCGUUGGGAAGUGUUGGAUUUAGUCGUGGCGUGCAUUACUGGGAAUUUACGGUUAACAAGUUUGAUGCGGAUACUGAUCCCGCUUUUGGAAUCGCACGCAUUGACGUAGCUAGGGAUAAAAUGCUCGGAAAGGAUGACAAGGGAUGGGCGAUGUACAUUGAUCGACAAAGGUCAUGGUUUCAACAUGCCGGGGGUCACGAACAACGAAUUGAAGGCGGCAUCGCAACGGGAAGCACAGUCGGUGUGCUUUUGGAUUUACUUCGACACACUUUAUCUUUCUAUGUUAAUGAGGAACCACAAGGUUCUGUUGCCUUUACAGAUCUUUAUGGUGUAUUCUAUCCUGCCGUUAGUAUUAAUAGAGGCGUAAGCGUUUUGUUGCAUACUGCACUGGAUCCGCCUUCAGAUAUUGAUGAUAUUUAAGUCACCGCAGCUAUCUUUUUAUAAGUACCAUUAGGUAUUUUAUACAUCUUUCAUUUAAAACGUUGAACUGCCAAUGUAAUCAAUUUUUUGAACAAUAGGGAAUUUUAUCAUUUCACAUUCCGUCCCUCGCCAAUGUUCUAAAUUAAUUGUUUAAUGAUAUUUGAGUGCAUGUGUGUCAACUCUGGUCUUGUAUACGUUCCAUAUGAUAAUCAGACCAAUUUCGUACUGUGAGGCAAUAUUACCCAUUAAUAUUAACCAUUGUUUAUCAACAUUUUCACCUGGACUUGCAAUAAUACAGACUAUACUGAAAAUAUUCACUAUAACAAUAUAUUAAUAUUUCUUCAUUGCAUAUCGUUAGCUAUAUUAUUGAUAUAGCACCCCUAAUCAGUGCUGAACAGUGUAAAAUAAUGAGAGGUAUAUACGAACCGUUGGUUAAAUUAUGAAGCCAUGUGAGCGGCGCAGUGUAAGAGACGUCAAGUGUGCGCGCGGCCUAUCACAUUUCCACUAGUGGAGCCUUAU